UCCAGCACCUAAUCUUGUGCUUUAUCAGCUCUCUACAAGCAUCAUGCGGUUAUUUAUUGUGUUCUUCGUUGUGGGCUUUGCCGUCUGCCAAGCCCAGGCGCCUCUGAGCUCCUUGCUGCAGAAGAAGCAAGCCCAAGCCCAAAAGCCCCUUUCUCCAGCCCCAGUUACCGAGGCUCAGCCAAAUAAAAAGCUUACUGAUGCUACUAAACCUACACAGAAUGGAAACCAAAAUAAUCCUCAACCUGUACCUGUCUUGCCAUUGGCUGCCGGAAAAGGCGCUAAAAUACCAUCGGCCAAUCAAAAAUCUCAACAAAAACCUCAGGAAUCUCAGGUAAACAAACAAGGAUCCUUGCCUAACAAGCAAGGUUCUGGUACGCCUUUAUCCGCAACAAACAAUAAACAAGUCCCCCAAAAAGCAGAUCAAGAGCAAGAGGAACAGCAAGCCGCUGCAUCUAUUCAACACUUCAGCGUCGUUGAGGCUGAUCUGGAUGCCGCUGCUACAGGUUUCGGAGGUCACGGUUUUGGUUUCGGCCACGGCGGUCUCCACGGCCACGGAGGCCACCACGGUCAUCACCACGGUGAUCACCACAGCAGUCACCAUCAUGGCCACGGCCACAAAGGCCACCACGGCCACCACGACAAUCACGGCCAUCACGGCCACAGCCAAGGAAGCUUCGGCAAACACCACAACGCUGGAUUCCACGAUAAAGGCGGUAAGGACUUCGGAGGACAUCACCACAACGCUCACCACCACGGCCAUCACAACGCUGGACAGCAAGGCCACAAAGGCCAUCAUCACGGAUCUAAAGGACACCAUAACAAAGGACACAAGAAUAAUGGCUUCAAAAACGUCUACCACAAGGAAGAGUUUGGCCAGAACAAGAAGUUCUAUGACGAGAGCGACCACAAAUCUUUCCACAGCGACCACGAUGGCUUCGACGCCUUCUUCAAAGGCCACAAGGGCGGCAGCUUUGAUGGCGGAAGCUUUAAGGGCGGCAAGCACCACUCAGCACAUGGCGACAAAGGCCACCACGCUCAUGGCCAUCACCACAACGACCAUAAAGGCCACAAAGGCUCCUUUGGUGACCAUGGCCAUCACGGAUUCGAUGAGAGUUUUGGACACAAAGGCGGACAUCACUCUGGCCAUCACGGUGGCUUUGAUGAUCACCAUGAUAUAUAUUAACUUUAUUAUUGAUAUAACGACGAACUCAAACCCGAAUGACAGGAAAUUCACUCCGCUAUGUUCAUCACAA
Messenger RNA from Hyalella azteca, 1253 nucleotides. Its product is annotated as histidine-rich glycoprotein. Lineage: Eukaryota; Metazoa; Arthropoda; Malacostraca; Amphipoda; Hyalellidae. The record is from RefSeq and is a predicted model, not a curated record. The transcript has 6 exons. Bases 44 to 1183 code for a protein of 379 amino acids.